Trametes versicolor FP-101664 SS1 is the source of this 6765-nucleotide messenger RNA. Its product is annotated as isocitrate dehydrogenase (NAD(+)) IDH1. Gene Ontology annotation, biological process: tricarboxylic acid cycle; isocitrate metabolic process. Gene Ontology annotation, molecular function: isocitrate dehydrogenase (NAD+) activity. The transcript is spliced from 31 exons. The coding region runs from base 4481 to 5602 and encodes 373 amino acids. The record is from RefSeq and is a predicted model, not a curated record. Lineage: Eukaryota; Fungi; Basidiomycota; Agaricomycetes; Polyporales; Polyporaceae. Gene Ontology annotation, cellular component: mitochondrion.
CCGCCGUCCGACUCGACGCCCCCGUAAUCGUUCCCGACAACCGCGAUGGCUGCAAAACCGGUCGUUCUCCUCACUGGCGCAUCCAAAGGCCUCGGGCUCGCGAUAGCCAAGAUUCUCCUCGAGACUUUCAACGCGAAUGUGGUCGCGCUCUCGCGCACAAAAACACCAGAGCUACUCAGCCUGGGUGAUGCGCAUGCGGACUCACUGCUUGCCCUCGAAUGCGAUGUUGCCGACGACGCCGCUGUGCGCUCCUCUGUAUCGCACGGUCUCGAGAAAUACAAGCGCAUUGAUGGUGUGAUCCUGAACGCCGGUGUGCUUGAACCGCUGGGCAAGAUCGCGUCGGAGGACAUCACCUUGGACCAGUGGAAGAAGCACUUCGACGUCAACUUCUUCUCGCUGGUCACCGCUAUCCGCGCAACGAUCCCAGAGCUGCGCAAGAGCGCGCUCGGCGGACGGAUUGUGUUCGUAAGCUCGGGAGCCGCAGUCGGAAACACGCCGUCCUGGGGCCCCUACAAUGCCGGUAAGGCCGCCUUGAACAGCCUGUGCAGAACGCUCGCGGAGGAAGAACCCGAGGUGACCUGCGUCGCUGUGCGCCCAGGCAUGGUUGACACUCCGAUGCAAGGCCUUCUACGAAGCAGAGGGCCGACCACCAUGGAAGCCACUGUUCUCAAGAAGUUCACCGAGGCCUACGAGAAGGGCGAACUCGUGAAGCCCGAGGAUGCUGGGCACGUCAUCGCCGCGCUCGCGCUGAAGGCCCACAAGUCCAUGAGCGGGCAGUUCUUCAGCUGGAACGAGGAGAAAUGCAACGAGUUCAGGCGGCAGUAACGAGACACAGGUGACCGUCGUGCAGCAGUCAUUACGCAAAUAUGAAGCAGACGUUAUCCAGGUUGUAUGAAUUAUGUGUACAGUUGCGGCAUUUCCUUUCCUGUGCGCCCUUCCGAUCCACGUCUGCCCCGGGCGUAUUGAUCGCGCCCACCUACUCGGUUUGACGUGGACGGCCAGUCAGCUAAGAAAGCUGCCAGGCAUGGAGGUAUAUAACAGCGCACGAUGCAUCGUUGUCUGUCGUUAUCGUACGUACCCAAAUGGCCACCCAUGCUACGGGUCAUACGCGUAUCGAUGUGCAUCACCACAUCUUCCCCGCCUCCAUAGGGAAGGCCGGGCUCAGCGCAAAGGUCGGAUGGAUGACGCCCCCGGAGAACCUCCCAUGGACGCCUGAAGUCAGCUUGAAAGCAAUGGACCAGCUCGGCGUGCGCACUGCCGUCCUUUCCCUUCCCGCUGGACUCCCCCCUGGGCCCGCAGGGGAUGAGAACAGGACGGCUGCGCGAGGUUUUAAUGAGUAUGCUACGCAGAUAUGCGACCAACACCCCGGACGGUUCGGGUUCUUUGCUUGCUUACCCAAUCUCAUCGACACGGAGGGUGUGUUGUCAGAGAUCGAGCACUGUUUCGGCCUGUUACCGUGCUGGGGCGUAGCCAUAUCGUCUUCGUACGGCGAGGGUGCGGACGCUAGAUACAUCGGAGACGACGCGUUCGAUCCGAUCUGGGAGGAGCUGAAUCGAAGACACGCGGUGGUCUUCCUACAUGGCACCCAAACCGCGUCGUCCACGCCGUAUCCCCAUCCUUUUCUAGGCAUUCCCGUGACGGAGGUACCCAACGAGACCUUCAAAGCGGCCGCGCACCUCGUCGUCACCUGCAAGAAGCGCCGCUGGCCACACGUCAAGAUCAUUCUCGCGCACCUCGGCGGCAGCACGCCCUUCCUCGCGCCGCGCGUCGCCGUGCUGUCCGGGCACAUGGGCUGCGCGCUGUCCCCGGACGAGAUUCUGGCGGACUUCAGGACGUUCUACUACGACACGGCGCUGAGCAGCCACGAGACAACGCUGGCGGCGAUGCGCGCGUUCGUCGACGACUCGCAGCUGCUGUUCGGCACGGACUUCCCAGCUGUUAGCGUUGGGAUGGUGGAAUGGUACACCAAGAAUGCGGAUACGUUCUUCGCGGGUGAUCAUGACGCGCUCGACCGAGUGAUGUACAAGAACGCCGAAGCUCUUCUGCCCAUGUAGUCACAUCUGCCUGGUUAUCGGGAGGCUCGAACAUUGCUGUCUACUGCUAGCCACAUGCGCGGCGCCGCUCUUGUGUGUUUUAUAUAGAUGUGUCGACCAAUGUCAAGAAUACAUGGCUCUAGGUUUAGUAUUUGCGCUGAACCGACAAAAGUUAGAUGAGUCAAUACGAAUGUCAAGGUCAGAUAGCUAUAUGGCGCGGGUAUGGGUAUUAGGUGCGGUAAUGUUAGGGUAUGGACGUAAAAUCGUAAGCAUAGCAGUUUUCAGUGUUUCUCCUGCAACCACUGCAGGAUGUCGUUAUGGACAGGGGAUAUCGAUAGAAGGGCUUGCCCGUGGUGCCCGUCUGGGUCGAAGCGCAGGCCCUUCCGGAUUCCAUGUGAAGUGAGGUAGCGCCGUACGCGUGUAGCGUCGAUGAUGGAGUCCUUGCCGCCGAGAACGAACAGGGUCUUCUUAGGGUCCCGCGCGUUGGGAAUCUCCUCGUACCAGAGACAGUUGGAAGACCAGUCGAAGUGGCGCUGCAAGAAGUUGGCGACCCCUAGUUCGGUGCCGACGAAGUAUUUGAUGAUAAGGUCCAGGCCAUCUGCGCAAGGCCGGUAAAUGAAGUUGUAGCAGAGGUCUCCUUCCCAGGAGCAGAAGGUGACCGGGUCUACGAAACAUGAUCGAGUGAUCAUUUGGGAAUACGUCUUGAGCAUCCAUGCGUGCGAGAACGAACCGUUCGAGUGGCUGAGCAUGGUGACGCCUUUAGGGGUCCGCAGGCUAUCCGAAGCCUUGCGCGAGUUGCCAGGGUCCUUCUCCUCUGUAUCAGAGGCAUCCGAAGAAGGAUCGUCCAGGUCAGCCCAGCCGAGCUUCGCCAGAAGACCGGCAAGACACGUCGUCAUCUCGUUCCUGCCCAUGGGGCGCAAGAAGCGAGGGUGAAGGAUUUCUUGACUGACGUGUGGCAGGAGAGGAACAAGGAUGGGAUAGUCCGGAAGCGAACGGAACAUAUGGACAAGGAAGCGACGGUAUUGCGUCAGGCCAAGCCCGAGGCCGUGCAUGAAGACGAUCGGGCGAGGGCCAGUGCGCGCGUUCCAGGUUGGCGGUACGCGCAGGACAUACUCGAGACCCUCAUGGACUUCAACCUUCGCGUUCCAGUUCGACCUCAUACUGUGGCGAAUGUAUGCAUUGCCCAGUGUUACCCCAAUGUACCACAAGAGCGGCCUCCAAGAGACAUUGACAGGAUCCAAAGUAAGACGCAUCGGGGGUACGGCGGGAUUUGAGCCGUGAGGGAUCUUUACACCCGCACGAUCUUCGACCAUGUGGGUGACCUCGAGGAGAACCUUCCGGUGAGGUUCGGACACCUUGUCCAUUCCUGGGAAGGCAGAGUUGAACAUGGACCAGUAGAGCCACGUAUACACUUCAUGCCGACGGAUCGACGACCAUGGUGCCUUGCCGAACCAUGUUCUCAGGUAGUUCCGGAAGUCUACUGCGCGGGGGUCGUUGUAUUCGAGGACCGUAAGCGUCUCUUCCGGACUGCCAGGCCUGUCAACGUCCAGGGUCUCCUCAUCGAAAUCCUCGGGUAAGGACGCAAGGCCAGCUCUGAGAACGCGCUUGAACACUGCCUGAAGUUCGAGCAGGUUUCCAGCACCGGUGGGGCUUGGACCAGAGAUGAACGCAGUGAGGUUGUAGUGGUACACGCUGAAGAAGACCUCACUGAGCGCGAGCGCGAAUAGACCGCAGCCGCGCCAUGCGAAGGUCCAGAUGAGGCCAGAGUGCAGCGCGUAGAUUACGAAGGCCCAGGAAAGGGGAACGAUGGACCAGAUGGGGAGGACCGCGAAGACGAGGACGAGAUAGAAUGUGAGAUCACGCCUUGCCGGGGUAUGCAGCUUCUCCGCGAGGUCGACGACGAGCUUCUCCGCUUUGGACUCCAUGGUCCUGUCUACGGGCGUCGUGAGGCGUCAGAGGCCUCUGCAAACGAGUGGAAGAGCCGUGGCGAGACGAGGACCGGGGGACAGGGGGACAGGCUUUUUGACCGUCGUCGCAGGAGCAACGUCGCGUACGGGCGGCUGGCAGCGCAUCGUGCGAGGUCGACCCAUCACCGAGGAACGUGCCCAUACCGGGCUCACGGCGCAAAAAUGGGCUCAUUUGGGUGUCUGCGGCACACGCGAAGCGGAGACUUCGCGAGUAUAUAUGCACACUGUGCUGCUGCGCCCUCCCACCAUGUCCGACGGUGAGCGCAACGGUGUACGACGGGCGACGGCCAGGAGAGGGUCGGGCGGGGACGGUUCGGGCCACGCGAGCGGGUGAUAGCCAUGUGGACGAAGGAUGACGCUGUUGGCAUUGGCACGGACUUGCCCGCAUUUCGGCCGACAUCUCGUUUUCUUCAACGCCCCCCGCUCUCUCCCUCCCCGUCCAUCCUACCAUCUUGUUCUCUCCAGCAGGUGCUGCUCGCCAUGAAUCGUAGUGCUCUCGCCUCUGCUGCCCGUCCUGCGCUCAACGCCAGGACCGCUACCACCCUCUCCGCUGGCUUCCCCCGGGUCACCCAGAGACUCCCCACCAAGUAUGGUGGUGUCUACACCGUGACCCUCAUUCCCGGAGAUGGUAUUGGUAACGAGAUCACGGACUCCGUGAAGGAGAUCUUCGAGCACGUCAACGCUCCCAUUGAGUGGGAGCAGUACAACGUCUCGGGCAUGUCUUCCGAGGGCGAGGACCUCUUCAAGCAGGCUAUGGAGAGUCUGAGGCGCAACCGUGUCGGUCUCAAGGGCAUUCUCUUCACCCCCAUUUCCCAGUCUGGUCACAUCUCGUGGAAUGUCGCCAUGCGCCAGCAGCUCGACAUCUACGCGUCUGUUGUCCUGUGCAAGUCUCUCCCAGGCUUCCCUACGCGUCACAACAACGUGGACUUCGCCAUCAUCCGUGAGAAUACGGAGGGUGAGUACUCUGGCCUUGAGCACCAGAGCUUCCCUGGUGUUGUGGAGAGCUUGAAGGUGUCCACGCGCGCGAAGGCCGAGCGUAUCUGCCGCUUUGCGUUUGACUUUGCCCUCAAGAACAACCGCAAGAAAGUCACUUGCGUGCACAAGGCCAACAUCAUGAAGCUUGGUGACGGUCUUUUCCUCAACACCUUCCGUCGGGUGGCUGAGGACUACAAGUCUACCGGUAUCGAGUUUAACGACAUGAUUGUCGACAACACCUCCAUGCAGCUGGUUGCUCGUCCCACACAGUUUGAUGUCAUGGUCAUGCCCAACUUGUACGGUGCCAUUGUCUCCAACAUCGGUGCCGCGCUCGUUGGUGGCCCCGGCAUCGUUCCUGGGUGCAACGUUGGCAGGGAGUACGCGCUCUUUGAGCCUGGUUGCCGUCACGUCGCCAAGGACAUCAUGGGCACCAACCGUGCCAACCCUUCAGCGAUGAUCCUCAGCGCGACCAUGAUGCUCCGGCACCUCGGUCUCGACCACUUGGCGAACAGCGUCGCGAGCGCGACCUUCGACGUUAUCAACGCCGGCAAGGUCCGCACGGCGGACAUGGGCGGCUCUGCGACCACCUCGGAGUUCACCGCGGCUGUCAUCAAAAAUCUCAACUGAGCGCUCGGUGACUGUAGAGGACGGGAUGGGCCGUAGUGAGCAGGGCAGGAGCGCUGAGCAUGGACAACUACGUCGUUUCGUCUGGUAAUGUAGAUGUAGUGUACACGAUGGCCUAACGUAUCAUACCUCGCCUCCUAGAGUGCCGUUACCAACGUAGAUGUGGGUUCUCCGAAUCAUGGGAUGCUGCUCAGAUCGAAGUCGUUGAACAGUGCAUCGUCAUCCAGCGCGGCGUCGUAUUCGUCCUGUUCGGGAGACUCUUGUUUGGGUUUCUUGGGUGCUGGCUCUUCGUGUGGGCGUCCCGCCGGAGCUUCUGAACCAUCUGUAGGUUCGACCUUGACGAGCUGGUGUGCAUCCUCUGCGCCCGUGGUCGCCUCGUCUGCCCCUUCCUCGCGAGCUUUGCGCAAGCCCAAUAUGGUCGAGCAGCGGACGUCCCCCUGCUGCCCCCAACCCUCAGACUGAGGCCGGAACUCGGCGUACAGGGCAAACCCCUUCUUGUUCAGCUCCGCAGGGGAAUAGCUCGCCGCGAGGAGGCGCAGCGCGCCCACGAUGUGUGGCGCCGUCUGCCGUAACGCCCGGGUGAUGUACGAAAACGCCGCCGUGGGCGCGACAGGCGAGCCGUUCGAGAGGGCAUGCCACUGCGACGACGCGGUCUGGUACAGGGGAGCGCGUCUGCCCAUGAGCUCCACGUACGGCUGCGCGCCGGUGCGGCUCGCGUCUGCGCCGCGCUGCUGGCCGUCCCGGUAUAUGCCCAGCGAGACGCCUUUGGUAACCGCGUUCAUCUCCGUAUAUGCAGAAGCUAUGCUGAGUGCUUCCUCCCGUCGGAAGCCCAGACGUUCCGCGACGACGAACGCCCAUGCCAUCAUUAUGGGCGCGCGGUUCACGACGGUGUACUUCGUGCUGAUGACCUCCUCGUCGAGAAUCUCAUUGAACUCGAGGCUGCCGUACGCGUCGCCCUCCUGGCGCGGCUUGCUGGGCAGCAUGUCGUUGAGAUCGUCGUCCCGCUUUCGUUUCCGCUGGGGCUUUCCGUCGGCCUUGGAGGACCCUGCCUUGCCCGCUGACGAGGCGCCCUUGGAGCUUCCCGCCGUGCUGGCUUUGGGUGGCUUGCCCUUGUACCCUGCUUUGCGCACGGCGGCGAGUACUUGUUUACGGGUGUCUUUCUCUGC